Molecule: messenger RNA, 2040 nt
Organism: Fomitopsis serialis
Lineage: Eukaryota; Fungi; Basidiomycota; Agaricomycetes; Polyporales; Fomitopsidaceae
Product: PP-loop family-domain-containing protein
Exons: 6
Coding region: 75-1646 (523 amino acids)
Biological process (GO): tRNA processing
Molecular function (GO): ligase activity, forming carbon-nitrogen bonds; ATP binding
Source: RefSeq, a predicted model, not a curated record
AGCCAGAACGCCAUAUAGAUUGUGCGUACAAUAACAUCCUCCUCGUUGUUUGGGAGAGGAACGGUCUGGGCACCAUGCCCUCCCUGGCGGCCAUAUCCAAGGGUGAAUUCUUGCAGUUAUUCCAACGAUGCAUGCCUCCUGGAGGAUGGCCAGACACGAUCGCGGUAGCAAACUCUGGCGGUCCGGACUCUACGUGUCUGCUCUAUAAUCUGUCUUCACUUGUCAAGAAUGGACCAUCUGGUUUACCGCAACGACUGUUGUCGAUUCAUAUCAACCACCAACUGCAGGCGGCGUCGAAUGACAUGGCAGAUUUGGCUUCCAGAAACGCGCGAGCCCUGGAUGUCGAGCACCUCGUCUUCACUGUUCCAUGGUCAAAACCUCCGUAUCCAAACUUCCCUCACGCGGCAUCCACUGAAUCGCUUGCGCGGAGUGCGCGCAUGCGGGCUUUCUUCGACCUAAUGACCAGAGAAGGCGCGACGGUACUUGCACUUGGUCAUCAUGCCGACGACCAAGUCGAAACCGUGAUCAUGCGUGCCGCUCGCCAAAGCCGUUUCAUGGGCCUCGGUGGUAUGAUGCCCGUGCGGCGGUGGGGAAUGGGCGACGACGCAAGCGAGGAUCCGCUCGCUUCCUUUGGCAAUCAAGGCAUGUCCCGGUGGAUGGUACGACCGUUCCUGACUGUACCGAAGGCCAGGAUCCUUUCCACGUGUGACCAGAACGCGUUGAAAUAUACUAUUGACAAAACGAACUUCGAACCGUCUCUCACUGUGCGGAAUGCGAUUCGGCAUGCACUGGACUCCUCAGACGGACUGCAUUCAACGCUGUCGGACGUCGAAAUGAAUAUUCCUAAGCUGCUGAAGGGGAGUUUUGACAGUCCUCAAAAUCGAGAUGAUCUUCGUGAGAUUGUACGAUUGUCAGGACAGCAUGUUGACAUGGUCAACGGACAAGUCGACAACAUCUUGGCACGCUGCCUGCUGCCGACUUUACCGUCUACAGUGACACUACCCUCGGCAUGGCUGCAGAACAUCCCAAGUGAUACGCUCGAGGGUCUCAUGGCACGCGUCCUGCGCUAUGUUUCAUGCCAUCCAUGGGGUUCACGUCGCGCGCGAGCGAGCGGAUCCAGCUCUGCAUAUCAAGUUAUCAUGAACAGCGUAACACAAAAUGGGCCGGAAGUGCGACCUCGAUCGCCGUUUGUACCCGGGGCGUCCGUCUUAUUCAGACCUGGCUUCGUAGCUCAGGAUGGCAUCUUCCGGCAAGUGGAUCAGCAACCGGAAAAUAUGCGUCCUGCAUGGCGUUUGCAGAGAACUCCACCGCACGAGAAGAAUAGAUCUGAACUGGACAAGAAACCCAAGCCACUGUUGGUCAAGAUAGCCCCACUGCUCUCUCAAUGGCGACCAAAGCGCGAGGACCCGAUUCUGCUGUACGAUCACAGGUUCCGUCUCCACUUCGACAUGGCACGCAUCCCCCCAAGAGUCCUGUCUGUUCUGAGGGACAACAGUGAUGCAGAGAUUCAUCCUGGCGGACUAUCGACGCGAUGUAUUGGGUAUGUCCGAGGGAAAAUCGAAGGCGAAGGUACCCAAACAAAACUGGAUUCGUAUGAAGCUAGUGCGAUCGUUAGAGGCCAUAUAACGAUCGGCUGGAUCAUAUGACCGACAUUCUCUGAGUCCCUGCAUACCGCACGAAACAUCUUGAAGCAUCGACAUGAUGUGCUCGACCCAUUGGUAUGUCAGCCCGCACGUCGUGGGAUCGUCCACCCGCUGAGGCCUUUGCUUCAGUCUCCACCCAAGCUGCCUUCCUUACGGUGGUGUUUGUCGACGAUGGUUGAAGUACAUAGUGCGGCAUUUCUCUCUGGUGUUCAGCCAUUCCGACCGCUUCAUUGUAUCGACUGGCUCACGUACGGGUACAAAUCUAACUCAGCCAGACACGUCGGUACCAUGUCAGGAGCAGUGGACAACUCAGACGACGGUCACUGGAUUGUCUAAACAGGUAUGUGUGCGUAUGUGGGUCCCCGGUUCGCUUUUUGCGAUUAGCAUCACUACCUCG